Molecule: messenger RNA, 1519 nt
Organism: Amphiprion ocellaris (clown anemonefish)
Lineage: Eukaryota; Metazoa; Chordata; Actinopteri; Pomacentridae
Exons: 7
Coding region: 353-1051 (232 amino acids)
Molecular function (GO): DNA binding
Source: RefSeq, a predicted model, not a curated record
CACAGUAAAUGAACAACUCCUCCACCUUGUGUUGUCAAAACGCUACUGCAUGAAAAAUGACUUCCCCAAACGCGGAGCUCCGCGUUCGGUUUGGACUGACGUGGCGCGCCGCUAAAGGCCCGCUGCUUUCUCCGUGGGCUGCGGUGAUUGGGCAAAGCACCUGUUGGCUGAUGUUUUAGAAAACAAUGUAAAUACACAGGUGGCGGCAUAUGUGGUUUAUGUAAAUAAAACAGAAGUGAAAGUGUCACACCGGGCUGGUCUCUGUGCGCAAAAGACGCACUCGGACGCAAUGUUUGGCAGAUAGCUGGAGGAGACACUGUGGAUUUUAAGAGGAGGUGACAACUGCGCUGUCAUGCCUGAGCUCAGAGCCGCCGUGGUGCUGCAGGUCGCGCUGCUGCUCUCUGCCGUGCCCGUGCAGUACCUCAUCUCCCGGUGGAGCGGAUCCACGGCAGUGCAGCGCUUCCAUGCGACCACCCGAUUGCUUCGAAUUUGGAAAGAGUGGAGAGGAUCCUACCUGAAUGGCACGGCAUGGACGGACUGGACCAACCAGCAGAUGUCCAGAGUCAUGUCUCUGUUUGGCUUUGGACAAGAAGGUGAAACGGCUCCAGAGUCGCCUCCUAUAGAGACCAUGAUGUAUGACAAUGACCAGGGGUUCUUUGGAGCUUCUAAGACGGUUCGCAGCCCUCGACCUCCAUAUGUUUUCUUACGAGUGGGUGAAGUUGUGCUGGAGAGGAAUCGCCAGAUGGUGGGAGUGGUGGUGAGCUGGGACCCUGAGCUACGAGCUCCUCCAGAAUGGGUGGACAGAGUCUAUUCUGACUUUGAGGGCACCAAAGCAGAGAGAACGCCUCAUUACAAGGUGCUGUUCAAUGGUCCUGGACCUUCUUCUCUGAUGGUCGCAUAUUUACCACAAACUCAACUGGAGCGCAUCACCGGGAUGAGGCCGGACAUCCCCACCCUGGAGAAUUACUUCACGCACUUCGACGGCGAACGCUUCGUCAUGCAGCCGUGGCUCCGAGAGCUUUUCCCAGAAGACGAGGAGGAGGACGCUUGACUGCUCGGCCCUGAAAGACUGAUCCCACACACAGUUUUAUUUUCUAACUCGAGUGGUGUUCUUCUUCCAGCUGAUUGUUUGUGGAGUCUACUGGAUGUAAAAUGCCCGACAGGUUUUCCUCAGGAAGGGUUGGUAGAUUUAAGUGCCAAAAUUUGUGCAGAACAAGAAAAAUGAUCAAAUUCCUCCUGUUUGUGAUGGUUCCUUUUGAGGAUCUGGAGGUUAUUAUUGAAAAAAAAAGAAGAAGUAGCUCUUUUAAGAUGCACAAAUUUACAGUAUUUUAAUAUAAUAUGUCUCACAAAUAUAGAAAAACCUUUAAUUUAAAUCCUGAUUUUAAACGACAGUCUUGAAAGGCUGGAAAUGUUGUAAAAUAAUGACAGUAAAUGCUUUACAUGACUUUGUGUGUUGGAUGAAAGUUGCACCUUAUAUUUAAGCAUCACAAACAUGCAAUAAAGUGUUUUAAAGAAUCCA